Molecule: messenger RNA, 2774 nt
Organism: Tuber melanosporum (Perigord truffle)
Lineage: Eukaryota; Fungi; Ascomycota; Pezizomycetes; Pezizales; Tuberaceae
Exons: 8
Coding region: 817-2214 (465 amino acids)
Biological process (GO): regulation of transcription by RNA polymerase II
Cellular component (GO): nucleus
Molecular function (GO): DNA-binding transcription activator activity, RNA polymerase II-specific; RNA polymerase II cis-regulatory region sequence-specific DNA binding
Source: RefSeq, a predicted model, not a curated record
CUUUUUAAUUUCACUUGAGGAAAGUGUAGUGUGCAUCACGGCAGGUGUGAUAAUUUGUAGGCACAUAUGUGUGCUUAUACAAUUUAACUGCAUGCAAUAGUGUAUGGGUACUGGGUACGUUUCAAACAAAUGGUAAUAUUUUUACUCUAAUUGUCCAAUACCAUCCUUAGGAGGGAUCUAGAAGCGGGGUAACCCAAAAGGAAGGGACGGUUCGCCACCCAACCCCAUUUAUUUCCUCUCAAUCUUCCCCCAAUGGAGCAAUGGAGACACAAAGCUUUCUGCGCAUGCCAAGGAAAAACAUGCGCAGUACACCACUCAGCUGAGCGAAGAAAAAUACGCCAACACAGAGGUGUUGUGGUUUUGGGGAGAGAAGCGGGGAGGGGGCGAUCGAGUGUGACAAGAGCUCCACAACUACCGCAAACUCCUAGCGAACUUCUUCCAAAGGCUUGAAACGGCCUUAUCGUGUGUGUCUGGACUCUCAGGGAAUUCACUCUUUCCUUUCUUUUUCAGUUAUCAAGUCAAAGCUUCUUUUCCUCCACACCACUAUAUCAAAGCCCUUCCCCGCCACGGGCUGACCGGCCUCCCGGGGAAAGGACUCGAACUGAGCAAGUUAGAUCGAGCUUAUCCCCCGCUGCCUGUCAGGGGGUGUAGCAGCACGUGGGUUAGGGAGGUGAAAAGAAGAAAAAAAAGUCUAACUGUACCGGUACUAUUACGGUUUUUUUUAAUACCCUUGUCGUCGAUCUGUCCCGAACCCUGUGCUCUGAGUCGUUUCGACUGCAGACUUGGGCAGUCGGCCCUUUGUAUCAUACCAUCCUCAUGCCAAUGGCUCGAAACCCAGACCGCAUGGAUUUGGAUGUGGUGGGGGAUGACGGGCAGGAAACUGCUUGGUGGGAGCAUUUGACGAAGGAUGGUGUGCGCAUGCGGGAGUUUGUGGAAAAGCUCAAUCCGGCUUGCUUGCCAAUCGAUGCAGGCAAAGCUUGCCCCGAGGUGGAUAAUACUCUCGAGAAGGUGUAUUACGGUCUACACCCCUCCCUCCCACCGGGCAUAUCCAUACCAAGCUUUGCUACCGCCCGUGCCCAAACCAUAUCUACCAUCAUCGGCAUUUUACGCCAGAGUCACCCAAACACUAGUGUAUCAAAGGGCGACAUGGGCGCCUUUUCUAUAUCCUCCUUUCUCAAUGAGAGUUACCCCAAGUCCGCCCCGUUCAGCGUCGAAGCCCUGCAUUCCCGAGCGGGUGAUGGCGUCGGAGAUGGGAAUUCUGUGGCUUCCUCCCAUGGAAGUUCUGGUGGGCCGAGGAGCAGCGGUUCUUUAUCCAUUCGUGAGAGGCCAAGCACCAGUGAUCGCUUCCACCCACGUGAUUCCCAACCACAUCGACACCCACACCAUGGGAAGCCCUCUACUCACACGCUGAGCGAUGCUACCGGGUACAGUCAAGGCAGAAGCAAUAGCGACUCCCCUGGUGCCUCUGGUAGCGCCCUAUCAGACGGUUGUCCCUCAGCGGAUGAAAGCACCAUAUCCUCAUUCUCCUCAACGAUAAACACCCCUAGCCGUUCUCGUACCCCUUCCCACUCUCGCUCCGUUCUUAAUCGAGGUCCUCCAUACGUUCGUACUGGCAAUCAUUUCGACGUGCCCCGUUCAAGGGCCUUGAAUGGGACAGGGCCCGGAGGACAGCAUAAGUGUGAUGAGUGUGAAAAGGCAUUCCCAUAUCCUUCAAAGCUAAAAGACCACAUGCAUAUCCAUCAACAAGAUAAGCCACUCCCCUGCGAUCACCUUGGCUGUCUCAAGAAGUUCAAGAGAGCGCGAGAGCUCCAGGCCCACAAGAAGACACAUGACAGACGUGCCACUUUAAUUUCCCGCCCAAGUCAAGUCCAAUUCCCGGCCCGGUCCCCGGGCCAGUCCCCAGUUCCUCUUCCUCCUCCACAACACCCCUUCAGCCCCUUGGGCCGUGGUGAGUGCUCUACAAAGAGUAAGCCCCCGGAUUCUGAUAGGACUUCCUCUACGUCGCCCGGGGAUGAGUACACGUUUUCUGGGUCACCCUCUCCGGCUUCGAGUCAUAUAGGUGGGCGUGUGGCAACUCCAGAGCGACCUGUUAUCGAUAUACAAGGGAGGGAGGUGAUAGACCUCAAGGAACCUGACCAGCCCACACUUCCCGCCAGUGUGCGCAAAAAGUUGGACAUACAGCUGUUCCCUAAUCUCCCUGGUAUCCAAAGCUAGGUGAAGCGAUUGGUUCCCAGGGCUAUUCAUUUACCGGGAUUAUCCACCUCUAUUUUUUUUCCUUUCUUUUUUUUCCUCCCAUUCUUUUUUUUCCUUCGUGUUUUCUUCUCAGCUAUUUCGCCACGUGGUUAACAUUGGGAAGGGGGUGGUAUAUUCGUUGGUAUGUGCUUGACAUGUGAAGAUGGAGUAAAAAGAUGGAUGAGUACCGGUAUACCGGUAUUUUAAACUUGAGGCGUUAACUGGAACAUUCGAGAUGUGUGCCUGAAGAUCACGAUUUAUAACGGGAGCACAGAUGCGGAUGAUGAUGAUGGUGGUGGUGGUGAUGAUUGUUGGUUCGGAUGGAGUCUAGGGGUGGGGGUAGAGAGCCGAGUGUUUGCAAUGUAUAGGCCCACAGCACAGCUCUGGUACCAUAUUGGUUGAUAUCAAGAAAUGUCUUUUUAUAAAUAGUUUAUCUUGAAACUUUUAUGCUGUUUUUUCUUUUUCCUUUUCUUUUCCUUUCUCAUUCAUGUACAAGUAUACUCUGUACAGUCUAAUGCUGCCCGCCAGCAUCACAAAGCUGA